GUGCAGAAUGAAGAUGUUCAAGUUUGCUGUAGUCCUAUUUUUUGCUAUCCUAGCAACAUCUACCUGCAAAAGGGAUAGGUGUCUAGAGGGGGGAACUCACAAGCAGAGACCAAGCCCUGAGCCGGACAUCCAUGAAUGCACAUUGUACUCUGAAUCUUCCUGUUGCUAUGCAAACUUCACAGAGCAGUUGGCUCAUUCACCAGUAAUUCAAGUAAGCCACAGCUACUGGAACAGAUGUGGGAUUCUCAGUAAAUCUUGCGAGGAUUACAUGAAGAAAAUAGAAUGUUUUUACUGGUGUUCCCCGCAUGCUGCUCACUGGAUCAAUCCCAACUACACUGCUAGUAUUGAGUUUGUUCCUUUGUGCCAAAACUUCUGUGAUGACUGGUAUGAAGCAUGUAAAAAUGACUCCACCUGUAUCCGCAACUGGAUGACAGAUUGGGAAUGGGAUGAAAAUGGAGAGAACCACUGUAAAAACGAAUGCAUCCCCUACAAUAAGGUGUACGCAAAUGGGACUGAUAUGUGCCAAAUCAUGUGGGGAAACUCAUUUAAGGUGAGCAAAUCCUCCUGCCUCUGCUUGCAAAUGAACGAGAAGGAUGCAGUGGCGAUCAAGUAUUUAACUUCCGAAAGCGCGGAGGAGAGUUCCAGCAUCAGUAGCAGCGAGGAGCGUGCCUGCAGACGUAAACUGCGAAAGACUGAGCUAAUGGAAGAGGAAGGGGUAGAAAUAGAGGUGUUUGAAAUUCUGUGACAGAAGGGACCUGGUUCGAAUCCUCCCUGAAGAUCACCAGACUGAUGCCUCAGGAUGUCAGAGAAUGUUCUGUUUCCAUUCUCCACUGCCAGUAUUGCCAAAGUUAAACCAAAAUCUACACUAAUUGUAAGGGGACAUUAUCCUGAUAAUAGUGGAUCAAAUUCUGCCCUUGGUUACACUUGUGCAAUCUCUUUGAUGCUGGUAAAGUGCCAUGGAUCUGUCUGUUUUUCUAAGUUACCUAUCACAGUGAUGUCACUAGUGUAAUUCAAAAAGGAUGUGGUUUCAGUGGGCCAGAUUCUUGGCUGGUGUAAAUCAGAGGUAUGCUGAUUUACACCAGGUGAAUAUCAGGGCCACAGCUUUUAAAAUGUUGUAGCUCAUAUUAGCAAUAAAAUGAAGCAUUUU
This is a messenger RNA of Dermochelys coriacea (leatherback sea turtle), 1147 nucleotides long. RefSeq names its product riboflavin-binding protein-like. NCBI's taxonomy places the organism in Eukaryota, Metazoa, Chordata, Testudines, Dermochelyidae. The transcript is spliced from 6 exons. Gene Ontology annotation, molecular function: signaling receptor activity; riboflavin binding; riboflavin transmembrane transporter activity. The record is from RefSeq and is a predicted model, not a curated record. Gene Ontology annotation, cellular component: external side of plasma membrane. The coding region runs from base 8 to 745 and encodes 245 amino acids.